Molecule: messenger RNA, 622 nt
Organism: Amoebophrya sp. A25
Lineage: Eukaryota; Dinophyceae; Syndiniales; Amoebophryaceae
Source: the annotation of a GenBank genome assembly
CAAUUCUUUGCUAGGAGCACCCGUAUCGCUGACGCUGCGCCAAGUCGAUACGCAUUUGAAAGCGGUAGCAGCGCGCGAUCCUGAUUCUGACGAGUUUCAUUCUAUGGGGCACGACACUUAGAUAGCUAAGCGAGUUAUGUGUAUUGAUAGAAAUUCAUUUUCACUCAUUCCCUGACUUACUUGGUUCAUGCACUUCUUUUAUUUUUUGUGGUAGAAUGUCUUUCUCUUUUCCUCUUACACUAGUGCACAGCCACAGUCGUGGUCGCAGUAUCAUAAUGUACUUUCGAGGAGGGUAUAAUUUGAUGUGUUACCCAAGGACCUGUCACCUUUCAUACAUGAUAUUCGUGACGAGGAUUUGUUCGGACCAGGAGGGGAUGCGCGCCACGCUAGUACAACCAGCGUGGAGACCGUCGAUCCCGACAGCGCAGGGAAGCGCACGCCUAAGAAGUCUACACGGAGGAAGAAACACCAGCCCAUGAAAUUCAAUCUGGAAAAGCAAAAGCCACCCCGCAUCUCCUCUGCAGGCAGGCGGUUAAUGGAGUACAACGAAAGGCAAGCAGCUGCUGCUGGACAUGAUCCUUCCUCGUCGAAGCAGGGUGGUGAGCGGCACUCCCGAAGUUCG